GCCUGUCCCAAUACUUUGAGGCAAAUGGUCGUAUCCGACUUCGGGACAUCAGACCCAUCAUUCAGCAGGGCUCCAGAAAUAAUUUUUGGACUUCGCUACUGUGAGGCUAUCGACAUCUGGUCACUGGCCGUUGUGGUAGUAAGGAUGGUGCUUGGAAUUUAUCCUUUUAUGAGAAGCACAGACUAUGAAUUACUGGAAUGCAUGAUUGGUGUCCGUGGACUACCACCACAAAAUAUUCUUGAUGCGGGAAAGACGACAACACAAUAUUUCAACAAGACAGAUUUGGGUCAAUGGAAUUUUAAGACACGUAGUGAAUACUCAAUUGAAUCAAACGACACAAAAAGUAAUAAGAUAUACUCCCUGGAAGAAAUGAUAAAGAUGUUUCCAGAGAGAGACCACGAGGUUGACAGAUUUUUCAAGCUGUUAAGAGCAAUGUUCAAGUGGGAUCAGAAAGCAAGAAUUACACCAAGUCGAAUCCUCCGGCACCCAUUCAUCUGCAACAGUUCCCAACUGCCCAACCAGUCCACCAUGAAGCACAGGCGCAAAAGACGUAUCGCUGCCUGUGCUGCUCAUGUGGCCGACAAACAUACUUGCAAAACAAGGAAUAUGCACUGCAUCAAACGUUUAUUCUCCUGGAUGAAGAACAAACUUCUGCUCUUACUUCUGGAAGCAAAGUCUCCCAUCAGAGAGAGUUUCAAUUCCCACGUCUGGAAGAACCUUCAUCAUGUCACGAAGGAGGAGCUGGACAUUGAGUGCGAGUGGACCAUGUUUCAAACCUCUAUUGUCGAGGUGGCCGAUCAAAGCUGUGGCUGCAAGGUGGUUGGUGUCUGUCGUGGUAGUAAUUCCAAAAUGUCGUCAGGCUGA
This is a messenger RNA of Entelurus aequoreus (snake pipefish), 864 nucleotides long. RefSeq names its product homeodomain-interacting protein kinase 1-like. The record is from RefSeq and is a predicted model, not a curated record. NCBI's taxonomy places the organism in Eukaryota, Metazoa, Chordata, Actinopteri, Syngnathiformes, Syngnathidae. Gene Ontology annotation, molecular function: protein serine/threonine kinase activity; ATP binding. Bases 25 to 864 code for a protein of 279 amino acids. Gene Ontology annotation, biological process: peptidyl-threonine phosphorylation; peptidyl-serine phosphorylation. The transcript is spliced from 6 exons.